CCUCUGACAACUGAGAACAAGACUAGAGGAAGUACUGCAUCCUCUUCAAGACCUGCAAACUCUGAGAUGGAUCCCACGAGUAUGAAGGAGGAUCUGAAGCUCUUUCAGAGCACCCUACUUCAGGAUGGCUUGAAGGAUCUCUUGAAAGAGAAUAAGUUUGUCGAUUGCAUUCUGAAAGUUGGAGACAGGAGUCUUCCCUGCCACAAACUCAUCAUGUCUGCUUGUAGCCCUUACUUCAGAGAGCUCUACUUCUCAGAAGACGGUGUUGAGAAAAGCGACACCGACAAGGAAGUGGUGUUGGAGGACGUGGAUCCCAUUGUUAUGGAAAUGAUUGUGAAUUAUCUCUAUUCUGCCGAUAUCGAGAUCACGGAUGAGAAUGUACAAGAUGUCUUUGCAGUUGCCAACAGAUUUCAGAUACCAUCAGUGUUCACUGUUUGCGUCAACUAUCUGCAAAACAAGUUAUCGGUAGGUAAUUGCUUGGCCAUCUUUAGAAUGGGGCUAGUUCUGAACUGCCCAAGACUUGCUGUGGCCGCAAGGGACUUCAUAGCGGAUCACUUUGAGACUUUAACCAAAGAGGAGGACUUUCUUGAUUUAAACACUCCUGAGAUGUUUGCUAUCAUAGGGUGUGAUGCUCUGAAUGUAGAAAAAGAAGAAGUUGUGUUUGAGCUGUUGAUGAAAUGGGUCAGGAAAAACAAGGAGAUCCGGGCGAAAGCUUUGAGUGAUGCUUUUGAACACAUCCGCUUCCGUCUGCUCCCAGAGAAAUAUUUUAAGGAGAAAGUGGAAAAGGAUGACAUUAUCAAGGCUGAUCCUGAGCUCAUAAAGAAGAUGAAAGUCAUCAAAGAUGCUUUUGCUGGAAAACUUCCACAAAUUAAGGAAGGAGAGAAAGAGAACGGAGAAGAGGGCGAAAAUGAUUUGCCUGGUUAUCUGAAUGAUGAUAAAAGGCUGGGCAUGUAUACCAGAGAUCUCAUCCUGAUGAUUAAUGACACAGCAGCUGUGGCUUACGACGCUAAUGAAAACGAAUGCUUCCUAGCCGCAGUGGCAGAGCAAAUACCUCGAAACCAUGUCAGCAUCACGUCGGAGAACAACCUGCUCUACGUCUUGGGAGGACUGUUUGUUGAUGAGGAUGACAUGGAGUCACCACUACAGUGCUAUUUUUAUCAGCUUGAAACCCAUUCUUCAAACUGGAUAGCCCUGCCACCUAUGCCAUCACCCAGGUGUCUGUUCGCCAUGGGGGAGUUUGAAUCUCUGCUGUUCGCAGUUGCUGGUAAAGACCUGCAGACAGGCGAGUCUCUGGACUCUGUGCUCUGUUAUGAUGUCAACAAGAUGAAGUGGAUGGAGACCAAAAAGCUGCCCUUAAGAAUUCACGGUCACUGUGUGAUCUCACAAAAUGGACUCGUUUACUGCAUAGGAGGAAAGACGGAUGAAAAUAAAACUAUCAACAAGAUGUUUGCGUACAACCAUAAGAAGUCUGAAUGGAAAGAGUUGGCAGCCAUGAAGACCCCCAGGUCCAUGUUUGGAGCAGUGGUCCACAAAGGAAAGAUCAUUGUGGUUGGAGGAGCAAAUGAAGAUGGCCUUUUAUCUUCUUGUGAAGCUUAUGACUUUGGAACAAACAAAUGGGAGACGUUGCCUGAGUUUGCUCAAGAGCGAAGCUCUGUUAAUCUGGUCAGUACUGCUGGUGCUCUGUAUGCACUGGGCGGCUUCACUAUAAAGGAGAAUGAGAACAAAGAUUGUGUGCCCUCUGAAAUCACAGACAUCUGGCAGUAUGAGGAGGAAAAGAAACAAUGGACUGGAAUGAUACGAGAGAUGAGAUAUGCUGCCGGUGCCUCCUGUGUUUCUAUGAGACUAAAUGCAGCAAAGAUGCCUAAACUUUAAAAUUAGGGGUUGUGUCCAAUAACAAAGUGUGACUAUAUUGUAAAGUAGCAUAAACAAAAAAUAUCACUUAAAGUCAACAUGAAAUCAUUAUAUGUUUCUGUUCUUAUUACAUAUAUAAAAAGUUACAUUUCUUUUUCUUUUUUUUUUUUUGGGCUGACGUUACAAAAUAUUUCUGGUACUUAACUCUAUUUUUCUUUUCUUUUUUUUCUCGAUUCACUCAAUUUCAAAUGAAUAAAUUCAAGUGCUCCCAUAUAUUUUUUACUCAUUGAAUACCUAUUUUACUCAGGUAUGUCCAAUUGCAGUAAAAUUGGUUGUGAGUGAUGCUUCAUGUUGACUUUUUAAAUCGAAGGUAUAUUGUAUUUUAUUCUUAGUUUUUUUCGUUUUAGGGAAACAUUUAUGCCAUCGAUGAUAUCAAAAUUAAAUGUACUUUAUUUUCCAUUCAUAGAAAUGUUUUCUUUUAUAUAAAAUGUAAUAAAUACAUAUUUAA
Molecule: messenger RNA, 2359 nt
Organism: Xyrauchen texanus (razorback sucker)
Lineage: Eukaryota; Metazoa; Chordata; Actinopteri; Cypriniformes; Catostomidae
Product: kelch-like protein 41a
Exons: 6
Coding region: 67-1872 (601 amino acids)
Molecular function (GO): protein binding
Source: RefSeq, a predicted model, not a curated record